Quercus lobata is the source of this 597-nucleotide messenger RNA. RefSeq lists its product as uncharacterized. Gene Ontology annotation, molecular function: electron transfer activity. The coding region runs from base 1 to 597 and encodes 198 amino acids. The transcript has 3 exons. The record is from RefSeq and is a predicted model, not a curated record. NCBI's taxonomy places the organism in Eukaryota, Viridiplantae, Streptophyta, Magnoliopsida, Fagales, Fagaceae.
AUGUCAAUUUGGCAAUUUUGCACAAUCCAUUUCUCACUACUCUCCCUUCCUUCUUUGGGCACUCUAGUAGAAGAUAGGGGUGGUUCCACUUUUUCAUUGAGCCUCAUCUUGAUGCUAACUGCUUCCAUGUUGGCUGUUAGUAUGGCCAACAAAGAUUGGCAUUUUGGCUUUAACUAUACCAAUUGGCCUUUCAAAGGAGGCCCUCCCCAAAGCCAAAAUGAUACACCAGGACCUAGAAAGAUUGUUGUAGGUGGCUCAAAGAAUUGGCAAUUAAACUUUAACUACACUGAUUGGGCUCUAAAAAAUGGCCCCUUUUACCUAAAUGAUACUCUAGUGUUCAAGUAUGAUCCACCAACAAACGACAUUAUAAUUCCUCACAGUGUAUACUUGCUACCAAACCUUUGGAGCUUCUCAACGUGCGAUUUGAGAAGGGCAACAAUGGUGGUUAAUAUAACUCAAGGAAGGAGUGAGGGAUUUGAAUUUGUGCUGAAAAAGUGGCAACCCUACUAUUUUGCUUGUGGUGAGCGUGAUGGCUAUCAUUGCAAUGCUGGGCAGAUGAAGUUCUUUGUCAUGCCACUGUUUCAUCAAUGGCAUUGA